AUGAGUUUAUUGCCAGAGGAAGCCACUAUCAUCGAUCCAGCAACACAAAACACCAGCAACAAUACAAUGAUGAGCAAGACCACUUCCGAUGAUGAACAAAUUGAAAAAAUCAACAAAGGGAUUGCUGAAGCUAUUGAAUUGGCGGAAACAGAACCAGAGGAUGAGGAACAGCCGUACUCUAACAAGUAUAAGGCCAGAGAUGAUUUGGAAGCAAUGGCAAAAGAAUUAGUAGGAAAUGAAAAAUUAAAAUGUUUAUUUGGAAAAGUAUUGUUGAAUAUAGCAAAAAUUUGUUAUGACACAGAUGAAGUUUCUUCUGCUGAAAAUCAUUUAAUUAAGGCUAUUAAUUGUAUAGGAGAUCAUACGAAAGGAAAUGUUUGUGAAACUAAAAAGACUGGCACUACAAACGAACCAGUUUCUUCAUUGGUUUCUAUUCAUGAAUGUUUGAUUUCCGAUACCACUACUCCAACCCAACUAAAAUAUAUCCAUAAUAUGACAGAAUCAUACAACUAUUUGGGUGCAAUUUGGUCGAAAAGAAAUGAUUUUGAGAAAGCCAGAGAAUAUUUAAAAAGGGCUGAGGAUAUUUACUCAUUCUUCAAACAAAAUGAACAAGAAGUAGAUCAACAAGUUGCAAAGAAUAUGGAAGGAGCAUUCACAUUAACAGCCUACUAUCUUGCUCAAGUUUCAACUGAACCAAAAUUAGCAGCAAGAUAUUGCUAUCUCACUCUUCAAAGACAAUUGGAUAGUGGGCUUGAAUUCAACAAGAUAGACUGGGCUGAAAAUUGUUUACAAUUAUCAGCAUUCUUUUUAGAUGCCUUGGAUUAUAAGACUGCUCUUCACUUUAUAAAAGCAGCUGAGUACGUGCUCUUACAAAAUCCAUCCGGUUCAACAAUUGAACAAGAAGUUGUUGCUAAGGUAGCAAUGGCCAAAGGAAAAUUAUGUCUCGACAAGUUAAUUUAUAGCAAAUCGUGGGUUGAAUUAAAUGAAAGCAAUAGAAUUUCAGAGGGUAUCCUAGCAGUUGCUGAAGAUGGAAAGAAGGAAAUUAUUCAAAAGAGACACGAUUUUGAUACAUUCUAUUUCAAUAACAUUCCAAUUGAACACAAUGAAGCUGACUCGUAUGUUUGCAGAAACUUUAGUGAGGCUCUCGAAAUUUUCAGAGAAGGAAAGAAGUGUUUUGAAAAAUCAAUGGAAUACUAUGUAAUUGACGGAUUUGUUACCGAUCAUAUUAAGUUACAACAAGAUCUCAGCUCUCUCUACAAAUUGAUAAUAUUUUUCGAAGAAAAUCUCGAUAGAAAAAUUGGAAUGCAUGAAAGACGUCUCGAUUUGUUGGAGAAAAAUAUUGAUGAAUUGAAUGUGGCUCAUUAUAGAUCCAUCCUUAAACAAAUUGCAUUUGAAGUGGGAGAAACUUAUGUAUCCAUUUUUGAGUUAUUAUUGUUGAAGAACAAGUUGAAGGACAAAUAUAAGGAAGCAAGUAUGAAGAAAAUUAACACAAUUAUUUCCAAAACUAUAACAAUAUUUGGAAAGUUUUCUGAAUUAUUUGUAGAGUCUUCCAAAGUUAAUAUUGAAGAUGAAAACAAACCAGCAUACUUUAGAUCCCGUUUAAUUGUUGCAAGAAUGUACUAUAAUUAUAUUUCAUCCGAUCCAACUAAGACAAUUGAACGAUUCGAAAACAGAGUACGAGUUGGCACAACAAAUGGUCUCGCUUCUCCCAGUGAAAAUUAA
This is a messenger RNA of Naegleria gruberi, 1719 nucleotides long. RefSeq lists its product as uncharacterized. NCBI's taxonomy places the organism in Eukaryota, Heterolobosea, Eutetramitea, Acrasida, Naegleriidae. The transcript is spliced from 5 exons. The coding region runs from base 1 to 1719 and encodes 572 amino acids. The record is from RefSeq and is a predicted model, not a curated record. Gene Ontology annotation, molecular function: protein binding.